UUAUCCAUCGAAGAAUUUAUAUUUGGAAACUCGAUUUUAUUUUUUAAAAAAACCAGCAUUUUGAGAAAGGAACGUAUAGAAAAUAAAUUUCUGAUAUGAUAAUUAUCUUGAGAAAAAUUCGGUGCCUAUUAGCAAAAAAAGGAAGAGAUCCACGUGCGUUAUAAAAACUUUUUCUUCUCUACGAAACGUGUAUUAGAUAUUUUUUUUAUAGACAUAUAGGUAUAAUUUUAGAUUAUAAUUUCAAAUUGCACCUUUUUUAAAAUUACUCAGAAUUUCACAUAAAUAUAUGGAAGAUGAUCUUUCGUUUCUUCAGGGUCAUUUCAUUUUCAGCGUAUAAAUAUAGUUGAGAAGCUCCUUCUUCAUCUUCUCAUUAGAGCCAUCGAAUAUGUCUAAUGAACUUCCUCAGUUUACAUUUGGAGAAUAAAUAGCGGAAAAAAAAUAAAUUGAAUUAGUGCAAUGGAUCAAGCUGCUGAGUAUUUAAAACACUCGACAGGCAUUCAGUACGAUGUGAUUACAUCCUUAUUGAGGGAGUUUGAAAAUGAUGUUUGUCAAAUGAAGGGAACAGUGAUGGACAUUGGAUGUGGUCCUGGAAAUAAUACAAAAAAUUUAAUAUUACCAAAAAUAUCUAAAGAUGCAGUUAUGGUCGGACUUGAUGUCUCGAAGAACAUGGUCGAUCGUGCAAGAAUUCUAAAUGCCGAUGAAAAAGAACGGUUGACUUUCGAACAACUAAAUAUCGAAUCAAAUGAUUUUCCUAUCGAAUUUAAGGAAAAAUUUGAUCACGGUUUUUCUUUCUUUUGCCUUCAUUGGGUUUUUGAUUUAAGAUGCGCUUUUGAAAAUAUUUACAAACUUCUAAAACCUGGAGGAACACUGCUAAGUCAACAUAUUUUAUCGUUCAAUGCCUACAAUCCCUAUUUAACACUGUCAAAAAGGACAAGAUACCAAGAAUAUUUAAAGGAUGUUAGGCAGUUCAUAACUCCUCUUUACUUUAGCAAAGAUCCGAGGGAAACUUUAAUAAAAAUAUUAGAGGAUGUUGGUUUUCAAGUGUUGCAUUGCAGCAUAAGGGAAAAAAUAACGGGCUACAAAUCUCAGGAGGACAGAAAAGGACUCUUUGCUUCUGUUAAUCCUUUCGUGACGAGAAUGCCAAAUGAUGUAAAAAAUGAUUUCAUGGACAAUUUAAUGGAGGAAACAUUAAAGGAGGAAUCGGUGUUGUUUAGAAAGAAUGCUAAUCCAUUGGAUGAGGAAAAAGUAUUCGAUCUUUAUAGAUUAAUAAUGUUACAUAUUAAAAAGCCAGAGAGGAAUUUUUAAAAAUAAGUUAAUGUUGCUUAUUGAAGUGCAAAUA
Messenger RNA from Leptopilina heterotoma, 1339 nucleotides. RefSeq names its product juvenile hormone acid O-methyltransferase-like. The coding region runs from base 457 to 1305 and encodes 282 amino acids. The transcript has 6 exons. Lineage: Eukaryota; Metazoa; Arthropoda; Insecta; Hymenoptera; Figitidae. The record is from RefSeq and is a predicted model, not a curated record.